This is a messenger RNA of Penicillium canescens, 216 nucleotides long. RefSeq lists its product as uncharacterized. The transcript is spliced from 2 exons. The record is from RefSeq and is a predicted model, not a curated record. Lineage: Eukaryota; Fungi; Ascomycota; Eurotiomycetes; Eurotiales; Aspergillaceae. Bases 1 to 216 code for a protein of 71 amino acids.
AUGGAUCCUGGCAUCAGCAAAGCUCGACACACCAACUCUCCCAUGGAGCCCGCGCGCCCGCGGACAUCCACCCGUGCCCUCGUGGUUGUCAUCCUCCUCGUUCGAUACGGUGGCAUAUUCGUCUCAAUUGACGACAUCGGAUCACCCCCAAUCGUUAUCCUUUUGCUCUUCACCGGCCCCCAAACCCUUCGGCAACACGCUAGAAAAGCUGCAUGA